AUGGAGGCGGCGUCGCUGCCCGCCGCGCUGGAGCUGGUGGCCGGCGGCGGCUCGGGGCUGAGCCCGGAGAAGCUGGCCGUGCUGGGGUCCACGCUGACGCUCCUCCAGCGCGAUUACCGCUUCCAGCGGGUCUGGUUCUGGGGCUGCAUCCAGGGCCUGCACGGCACCUACUACAUCGCCGAGGGGCUAGGCCCAGACUGCGCCGCUCUGCGCAGCCGCCUCUACAGCUUCAACUGUGUGGAAUGGUACCUCCUGCCACCAGCCACUGAGGAGAUGGUCGCGCAGGCCAUGCAGCUGGUGGGCCGCUUCCAGGGGGAUCCUUCUUUUGAGUACGAGCUCACUGUGGUAAACACGGAAGAUGCUGAAGGACUGUUUGAAGAUGGUAAGGAGCCCGUGAUGAAGGAGGAGGCCCGCCUCGUAGCUACCAUAGAACAGAUAGACAGAGCAGUUGGUAUCGUCCCCCGGGGAGCAUUUGUGAAGACUCCUCUUGGGUCUGUGCAUGAAAACAGAAACUUUGAAGGUCUCUCUUUGACGGAGGCAAAAAAGUUAACAUCCUAUUUCCACUUUGCUGAGCCUGUUAACCUAAGGAAAAAAACCCUGCUGGAAAAGGCUGACCUGGACCCAUCCACUGACUUCCUAGACUCUCUGGAGCAUGAUAUCCCACAAGGCUCCUGGACUGUCCAGGUAGAGAAAGGAGGCACUGUGGUGGUGCUGCGGAGCCUGCUGUGGCUGGGACUGACGUUCUACCAUGUCCCCAUGACCAAGCAAUACGGCUACAUCUACUUUGGCACUGGUGAGAAGAACUUCGAUCUGCCCUUCAUGCUGUGACUCCCCUGGCUGUGAGGGGACUCAAGAACAUUUAGAUUUUAUACUUAGGGAAUUUUUGUUAACUGCUUGUUCUAAUAAAUGUGUCAAACCUC
Colius striatus (speckled mousebird) is the source of this 920-nucleotide messenger RNA. RefSeq names its product radial spoke head component 9 (gene RSPH9). Gene Ontology annotation, biological process: motile cilium assembly; axoneme assembly; cilium movement involved in cell motility. The transcript has 5 exons. The coding region runs from base 1 to 828 and encodes 275 amino acids. NCBI's taxonomy places the organism in Eukaryota, Metazoa, Chordata, Aves, Coliiformes, Coliidae. The record is from RefSeq and is a predicted model, not a curated record. Gene Ontology annotation, cellular component: radial spoke; axoneme.